Calidris pugnax (ruff) is the source of this 1944-nucleotide messenger RNA. RefSeq names its product centromere protein O (gene CENPO). The record is from RefSeq and is a predicted model, not a curated record. Lineage: Eukaryota; Metazoa; Chordata; Aves; Charadriiformes; Scolopacidae. The transcript has 7 exons. Gene Ontology annotation, cellular component: Mis6-Sim4 complex; kinetochore. Bases 311 to 1180 code for a protein of 289 amino acids.
AAGGCGGGGGGGAGAGAGGCAGUGCCGCCGCCAUUUUGUUGUACGGCAAACGAGGGGAAAUGGUGUCUGGCGAGGUGACGUCCUUCCGGCGGCGCUGAGGCGCGCAGUUUGAGCGCCGGUUGCUAUGAUUGUCCCUGCGUGGGGCCAGCCCGGGUGCUAGACCUGCCCUUGGCGCUUCUCGGAGUCCCGGUGCAGCAGCAGGAGGAAGAGGAAGGUGCCCUGAGGAAGACCUCUCACUGUCCCCACGUCAUCACUUCCCAGGAGACACAGCCUGGCUGGACAGGGCUGACACAGAGAGUGACGAGGGAAGAUGGAGGAAGGGAAAGUGUCUUCACCAGGGGGGGUGUUCGCUCACCUGGAGUUGCUGGAGGCACAGGCUUCCGAGGCAGCCGUGAAGCAGGAGGAGAAGGAGCAGCAGGAGGAGAAGCUGGCCAGGCUGAGAGCGAGGGUGCAGGAGCUGAGGCUCCAGAGGGAUAAGCUGAAGGCUAAACUGGACCUUCAGCAAAAAGAGCAACUUGGGAAAGAAGGAGUCGUGUCGCACCCGGCCCAGCCCAGCCCUCGAGCUGUUUUAGAGUGGAAGAUAAAAAGCGUUAAGUCCAUGCUGCAGAUCUUCUACCUCACAGGGAUCAGUGGGAAGCUGACCAAGCGGGGGGUGUGUUUCUGCAUCAGCACGGCUUACGAGGGCACCUACUUGGAUUCCUACCACCUGGACCUCCUCACCAAGCCAGAGGUGCAGAUUUCCCGUCACUCCCUCCCCACCUUCAUCCCCCUGCAGCAGAUUGCCAAGAAAUACUUGCAGACGGACAUCAGGCGCUUCUUCACCGUCCUGGCCGACCACCUCAACGCUUACGUGGGGAGGAGAUACCAGGCAGACCAGUUACAGGAACACUUCUCAGACCAGAUAGAAGGCACCUUGCAGAGGAACUCCUUGUGUAAUUUGCUGGUCUUUAAUUACAACGUGUCAAGUAAAAGCAAGACCUUUCCCUUCCACGCGAGGCUGCUCUACGGAGAUCUCUGCUGCAGCCUCCCCACUGAAGUCGUCGUCUCCUGCACACCGGAUGCUCCGGCAGCUCUAGCGGAGAUGGCAGCAGCUCACACAGACCUGUUUCGCCACGUGGCCCUGCACAAAGCCUUCUCCUCCUUCAGCAGCAUCGAAGAAAGCUUGGUUGGAGCUCUGUAACCCCUGCCCUGGCUCUCCCCAAAACACAGAUAUUUCCCAUGGACUGCAGCCCUGCUGCUGGAAACCCCCCCAAGGAGGAACGGGCCCGGUUUGAGUCCGGAGAGCGAUGAUUCAUUCCUCCAGGCUUUCGUGUCUCUUGUUGCAGGUAAUUUUUCCUCAGCUCUGUGUUUCUCACUUCUUUGAGCUCCAAUCUCUGAGGCUGGUGCCACAGAACUCCACAGCUGCAGGGAAACAUCUCCCAGUUGGGAUCAGAAACUGUGUUAAACCUUCAAGAUCUGGGUGUUUUGGGGGGCAGUGCCCUAUGGAGCAGCACCGUGAGUGUAUCCAGCACGAAAUACUCUAUGCUCUGCUGCCAAGAAGGGACUUCAGGUGAGAAGCUGGAGGGUGGUGGAAGGACAGAGGUGAGGUUUAGUUACUGCCAGUGCCCUCGUGUGGGCUGCAUUACCCCCCCAAAGCAUUAAACACUGAACUUUAUGGAAAUUAAACUGAAAUUUCACACCAGCAGAGGCUUUUCACGUGCUAUUUCCUUCCCUUCAGGCACGGGGCAGCUUUUGCUGGUGUCCCCUUGUUGUGCUUCAAGCCUGGAUCAAAUCUCUAAAACCUUACUGUUUUGUCACAGUGCUUUUUAAACUCAUUAAUAAACCUUCAGUGUUACUGAAAUCGCGCUGGUUAAAAAUAUCUUCUGUUAAUGUCCUUGUUGGUUUAGAAUAGAAGGGGGUUUAAAUGACAAUAUAUGUAUAACGGGGUUUAAAUGACAGUGUUUU